AUGGAUGAAAAGAAAAUGAAGGGAGUGUGCCACGAACGUCCAGCAAGAGAAGAUAUGAUAAGCAAAUUACCCGACUCUUUGAUAUCUCAGAUACUCUUUUAUCUUCCUACAAAAGAGGCUGUUAAGACUAGUGUUUUGUUCCAUAGGUGGGAAGGUCUAUGGCUUCUGAUCUCUGAGUUGGAUUUGGACUCUUCCGAGUUUCCAGAGUACAAUGCAUUCGCCCGUUUCGUCGACUGGUUCCUACAGAAGUCUUGCUUGCCCAAGCUCAAGCUAAAGAUUCUGAAACGUAAGAACGUUAAGUCUCGCGUCACUCGUUGGAUAGACUUUGUGGCGAGGCGUAAACUAAUUAAACAUGUUGACGUUGAGUAUAUCUAUGUCUCUCGUAAGCGUUUGGAAGUGAUGCCCGCAAGCCUCUAUGUCUGCGAGACGCUCCUUUACCUAAGACUCAAUCGGAUAUUGGUUGGUAGUUUUGACUCUGUUUCUUUGCCAUGUCUCAAGACUAUGCGUUUAGAAGAAAACAUAUAUGACAGUGAUACGGGUCUAAAGUCACUUAUCUCGUCUUGUCCAGUUCUAGAAGAUUUGAGCAUUGUUAGAAGGCUAGAUGAUAAUGUGAGUGCACUCUCAGACAAUAACCAGUCUUAAGGUAGAACAUGAUUUUUAACUCCAUUUGUGUAUUCAUUCAUCUUUAUAUAAUUUUUUUUGUAGGAUUUAACUCAUUCAAAGGUAGACACGCUUCCAAUAGCACUCUCGUCCGUGCCUCCUCAGUGUUUGUUGUCAUCGCUCGAGUUUGUAGAGAUAAAAAGCAGAUACGAGGCAGAGUUUGGUUUGAUGGAACUAGCAAAUUACUUUGCAGAAAAUUCUGUGAUCCUAAAGAAACUCGUUGUGUGUUGGAAACGUUCUAAGCUAGAAGAAGAUACCGUCUUAAGUGACCUUGCAUUGCAGUGGCAAUCUAGCACAUGUCAAAUCGAAGUUUGUGGACCGCUAAAAAGACUUGCAGUGUAGACUUAUCAUAGGUCUUUGUGAGCUUUUGUGAUAACAAGAACAUGGUUUUGUUGGAAGUUUGAAACUUGUAGCAAUUAAUUUGAAGGUUCCAUUUAACUUUAUGGUUAUUUAUUAUAGUCAACUGGUCAACAUGCUACAUUCAAAUGAGUGUUCCAAAAGUCAUGAACACUGAGCGAAGUCUCCGCGUAGACUUCAUCUCCCUCUCUUGCCACUGGAUCUCCCAAACCACAACCCCCUAAAGCCAUCAAGUGAUACUAUUCUGAAGGAGUUGCCUUCUCAAAUCAACAAGUGACUCGCAGUUUCUUCCUCUCUCUCUCUUUUCCCAUAAGUGAAACAUAUAGUUCAAACUGAAUGACGGUUACUAAGACAAGGUCAGGCACUGAUCUAAAUAAAUCCAAGAUACGUUUGUUUAAAGCAAGAGGGGCGAUACUUCCGUGGGUUUGUUUACAAACAUACGCGCCAAUUAGCUACAGCCAGCAUCUAUCACAAAGCUACCAAAACAGAGUGAAGAUAUUCAAAACAUGGUGGCUAGAAAGAUUCUAAUGCCCUAUCAUUUAACAUGCACUGUCACACUCCCUUUACUAAAUAUAAAGCUCCAGAAUCCAUAAUCUACUUAAAAUAGGUCCUCUUGUGAGUCAGUGAGUUCGGAUGAAUCGUCGUUAUUUGCCAUGAGAGGUUCAAAGAGUGUUAAGCAGGUAACCGUGAAAGUGUGAGUGGCUUUUUAGUGUUUUAUGUUCAAAAACAUUUUCAGAUAAUUAAUAAAUUCUCCCCUGUUUAUUUCUUGUUUUUGUUUCGACCCUAAACAUUUUCAGAUAAUGUUUAACAUUUGAUAUAAAACGCGCCUAGUAGUUCUAUCCAUUGUUUUUAAAAUGCUUUCUUGUCCAAUGUCCUAGAGAUUGGACUUGGGUUGUGGUGAUUUUGGUUGAAUUUUCUAUUACUAUAGGAUUCCAAUAAACUGUUUCUAUGUAUUAGAGCAUCAGCAAAGCUGAUACUGAUGACUCGAUAACCAAGGCAAUUUUUUUAAUUAUUUUAUUAGUUUUUCAGCUUUUAAAAAAAAAAUAGUAGCCAAUUGCGGACUCCCAUGUGACGAUUGGGUCUGCGCACAGUAACAUAUUUGUGAGUAAAAUAAUCUUUAGCUAAGGAUUAAAAGAGAUAAAGUUGGCACAAAUUCUUAAAUUGUUUGGGUUCCACAAAUUAUUAUAAUAAUUUAAUUUUAAGGAUUUUUGGUUAAGGAUGAGCAUUGCACGUGCUCUUAAUUAAAUGUUGUAGUAUAAAGGAUGUCAAACCAGUUCUAAGUGAUUCUAAAGCAAACGGAAUGCAAGACAAUGCUUAAUCUAAGUGCUAUCAGUUUGUGAGAUGUUUUUGAACUAGAGAACUACUAAAAUGCAAUAAAAGACAAAGCUUUCUUUCUUAAGAGAUGGGAGAACUCAUGUGCUAAGGAAAUUGACUUUGAGUG
Messenger RNA from Brassica rapa (field mustard), 2458 nucleotides. RefSeq names its product FBD-associated F-box protein At5g44490-like. Gene Ontology annotation, molecular function: protein binding. NCBI's taxonomy places the organism in Eukaryota, Viridiplantae, Streptophyta, Magnoliopsida, Brassicales, Brassicaceae. The record is from RefSeq and is a predicted model, not a curated record.